AUGGUUUCAAACAAUGCUGUUCUGAUGAAGUUAGAAAGUUCUGACAGAAGAUAUGUAGUUGUCAGAACGUCAGAUUCUCAUAUGCAAGAUACAGAAUAUUUUGACGACUUAGCAGAAACUUUGACAUCUGACUUUUACAACCACUUGUUCUCAUAUUUCAUGACAUUAGAUAUUUCUAAGUUCAAUCCAAGACAAACUCCACAUACCGAAGAGAGACAAACAUUGUUAGAAGCAAACAAGAGUGUUUAUGAACUGUUCGUAGAUGAAACUGACUUUGUGUCAUUAGAUGAAAGGUCAUUGUACGAUUCGUAUAAACAAUAUUGUCAAGAAUAUGGUUAUAUGGCAGCUUCUAAACGUACAUUCUUGGCAAAUGUCAAAAGUCUUUUAGAUGUUCAGAAUGGUGUAUAUACAAAGAAAAUUUUUUCUGAGUAA
Molecule: messenger RNA, 432 nt
Organism: Trichomonas vaginalis G3
Lineage: Eukaryota; Parabasalia; Trichomonadida; Trichomonadidae
Product: Poxvirus D5 protein-like family
Exons: 1
Coding region: 1-432 (143 amino acids)
Source: RefSeq, a predicted model, not a curated record